Sphaeroforma arctica JP610 is the source of this 384-nucleotide messenger RNA. RefSeq lists its product as hypothetical. Lineage: Eukaryota; Ichthyosporea; Ichthyophonida. Gene Ontology annotation, cellular component: RNA polymerase I complex; RNA polymerase III complex. Gene Ontology annotation, molecular function: protein dimerization activity; DNA-directed RNA polymerase activity. Gene Ontology annotation, biological process: DNA-templated transcription. Bases 1 to 384 code for a protein of 127 amino acids. The transcript is spliced from 2 exons. The record is from RefSeq and is a predicted model, not a curated record.
AUGUCAAAUGUCUCUGAGCUUGUGGUGAUGUGCAAAGAGAAGAAGGGCUACCACAUCGAAGCCAUCAUGAAACUAUCUCUAAGUACACCCCCCAAUGAAGGCGAGACCGUCCUCGUGGUCAAGAUCGAAGGAGAAGACCACACCCUUGGCAAUUCAUUGCGAUGGAUCAUCAUGAAGAACCCGGACACUGAGUUUUGCGGCUAUGUAGUACCACAUCCUUCUGACCAUAACAUACAGAUGCACAUACAGACCAAGAGUGGGGUGUCUGCUGUGAGUGUGUUGAGAAAGGGUCUGAGCGAUUUGCAAGAGUUGGCACAGCACACACGAGAGACGUUCGAGGAGGCCAUGACGGAAUACACGGCAACAGACGGCAUGCAGGAAUAA